Drosophila rhopaloa is the source of this 1832-nucleotide messenger RNA. RefSeq names its product zinc finger protein 492-like. The record is from RefSeq and is a predicted model, not a curated record. Gene Ontology annotation, cellular component: nucleus. Lineage: Eukaryota; Metazoa; Arthropoda; Insecta; Diptera; Drosophilidae. The transcript is spliced from 2 exons. The coding region runs from base 55 to 1758 and encodes 567 amino acids.
AGUUCCUUUUACAAUUGUAAACAAACUCGAUUAAGAAUCGCUCUUAAAAAGAUAAUGCCGCAAUAUCAGCGCUGCGGAGAUAUAGUGUGGAUAUGCAAGAAGCGGACGCGCACCUUUGCUUUCCAGUGCAUCUUUUGCCAGGACAGCAGGACGACCACAUUCAAGGACUUUAAGUUGCACCUGGAGAGACAGCACUCGGCGCUUUUCCAGGGCGAAGAAAAUGAGGACAUAAAGCCCGUUUUGGAAAAUGAAAUACUUGACAACAGAGAUCAGGAGGCUGUCCCCACAGCCAAGGAAGAGGAUCCUUUGGCAUCACAGGUCGAAGAACAGAUUAAAAUGGAGGAAUUUUUGUCAGAAGACGAUGCGCAGGAAUUCCAAGGGGACCAUGAGGAGGACACCCUGCUGGAAUGCUUAGAGAGCGAUUGCGACAGCAUCGAGUCGCUGCAGGCUAGCAAAGAAGUGCAAACUCCACCUACAAUCACGGACUUAUCGCCGUUUUGGUUGCUGGAGCACCCCAUAAUGCUGGCCUUCAUCGCACAGCUGGAGCAGCAGCCUCUGCUCUGGGACUUGGGCAUGGAGGGCUAUCGGAACUACAGGCAACGCAGCAAGGCCUACGAGAAGAUCGCUGGUGGACUAUUGGAUCAAUUUGGACUAAAGCUAACAGAGCAAGAUAUAGCCUCAUAUACCAAUCAACUGAAAUAUGUAUAUAAUAAGGAAAAGCUACGCCUGGAGCAGAUUACAGAUCCACCAGCUACCCCAACGUGGUAUUACCAGCGGCUUCACUUUCUGGUUAAGAGCCUGGGAGGACAGGGGCAACCUCUUGGGUUGCAUCAUGCCCAGAACCUGAAGCUCAUCGAGCUGUACCGCCAGUGCCGCGCGAACUGGGACAUGCAGGACAUGUCCUGCCGACUGAAUCAAGUCCGUCGGGCAGCCAAGGACCGCCUGCUGGAGCUGUGUCGCUCUGAACUGCAUAUUCCGCUAGAUCCCUCGCAGCUGCAGGCUUUUGUUCGGCGCCUGAGGUCCACGUAUCGUCAGGAAAAGGCUCGCCAACUUAAGAGUGAAUGUGAGGGCAAGGAGUUCUGCUCCCGUUCCCGCUACUACGAGAAAUUGAAGUUUUUAGAACAACACAUGGCGCCGUUUCGGUGCGAUUUGUGCCACAAGUUGAUAAACAGCGUGGAUCUCUACAAGAUUCAUCGGGCCAAACACGAUGGCAGCCACCCCUUUGUAUGUCCAACAUGUGGUAAGGGCUUUUACAAGGUUGGUGAUUGCACCAAUCACUUCCGGAGGCACAAUCCGGACUACCAUUUAAGCUGUGAGGAGUGCGGCAGGCUAUUCGCCAAUACCGCGGAUGUUACAAACCAUCGGCGGACGCAUACCGGCGAACGUCCCUAUUGCUGUCACAUCUGCGGCAGGCGCUUUCUAGCAAGCACCUGUUUGAAGAGGCACAAGCUACGGCAUGAGCAGCGUCGGGUGGCCAAGUGCCACAUCUGCGACAAGGGCUUUUACACGCGAAGCGAGCUGCGGGACCACAUCAAUGCGCAUCUGAACGUGCGCAAUAAGGAGUGCGAUGUGUGCCACAAGCGAUUUACCAGCGCCAGGUACCUGAGGCGCCACAAGGAGAUCCACGCAGAGCACAAACGGUAUUUGUGCAAGACCUGCGGGAGGAGAUUUGCCCAGGAUAAAUCACGGAAAGCACACAUGAAGACCUGUCGCGUCUUAAUUAAGAUAACUAAGGAGGAAGAGGAGGUCCCUCAAUAAUCCUCAUCGGAACUAGGAACAGGGAGCCUUUUACUAUUAGUUAUAUCAAUAAUCAAUAUUUAAAUACUUAAAAA